AUGGCUUCUCUCAUCACCCUAGCGGCGCUCGUCGCUAGCAUAGGGCAAACCUAUGCCCAGUCGGCCUUGACUGUCAAUGCUGCAUCUACGUUGCAACAAAUAGAUGGCUUUGGUGUUUCCCAGGCAUUCGGUCGUGCAGCUGAGUUUAGGGACAUGUUAUCUGGGGAUCCUCAGAAGCAGGGUCUCGACUACUUGUUCAAUACAACCACUGGUGCUGGUUUUACAAUCAUCCGCAACCGUAUUGGCUCGGGUACGACCAAUAGCGACAGUAUCCUCCCCAAAAGCCCAGGCGGCCCAAGCGCGGCUGCAAACUAUAGCUUCGACGAUGAUGACCGAGGUCAACUCUGGUUCAGCCAGCAAGCUAUGAAAUAUGGAGUUAAAACCAUUUAUGCAGAUGCAUGGAGUGCGCCAGGGUUCAUGAAGACUAAUAACAAUGAAAACAACGGCGGUUACCUUUGCGGUACGCCAGGCCACUCAUGCUCGUCAGGGGACUGGCGUCAACCCUAUGCCGACUUCUUGGUCCAGUACGUGAAGUACUACAGCGAGCGCGGUAUUCCCGUUACGCAGCUUGGCUUUUUGAACGAGCCCGACUAUGUAACGAGUUACUCGUCAAUGCAAUCCGGUGCUAACGAAGCUGCAUCAUUUAUCCCCAUAUUACACGAUACACUCGAGGCUAAUGGCCUCAGCAACGUGUCUAUAACUUGUUGCGACGCGAUGGGCUGGAACUCUCAGCGAACUAUCACGCAAGGUCUUGUCUCAGCAGGCAUGGAGAAAUAUCUUGGAUAUAUUACCAGCCACAUGUACACGGGUGACCCGAACUCGGUUAUUUCUACCAAGCUAAAGACAUGGCAAACCGAGGCAGCUGACCUCCAAUCUCGCUGGUGUGCAACAUGGUAUAGUGGCGGUGGCCAAUGUGAAGGCUUUACUUGGGCGCAAAAGAUUCAUAAUGGUCUUGCGAACGCUAACCUCUCUGCUUACAUCUACUGGCAAGGUGUGGAAGUGAAUCAGUUCCAAGCGUCUUCCUACCUUGUUGCGAGCGACGGGAAAACACUCACACCCUCCGGUCGUCUCUGGGCCUUCGCGAUGUGGUCGCGGUUCGUACGCCCCGGUGCAUUCCGCAUUAGCACGUCCGGCAGUGUUUCUAGCACCGGUAUCACGGCAUUUAAGAACACGGAUGGUUCAGUGGUUGUGGUUUUCCUCAACUCCGGCGGCUCGCAGCAGAGUGUCAAGGUUUCGUUCAAAGAUUUUACCCCCGCAGCUGCUGAAGCUUUCGUCACGGAUAACACCCGAUCUGUGGCCUCGGUCGAGUCGAAACUUGUUGACGGUGCGGUUACGGUUUCUGUCCCAUCACGAGGAAUGCUUACGGUCAAACUGACUGCUGCAUCGUGA
Molecule: messenger RNA, 1389 nt
Organism: Daldinia childiae
Lineage: Eukaryota; Fungi; Ascomycota; Sordariomycetes; Xylariales; Hypoxylaceae
Product: putative glycoside hydrolase family 30 protein
Exons: 4
Coding region: 1-1389 (462 amino acids)
Biological process (GO): sphingolipid metabolic process
Molecular function (GO): glucosylceramidase activity
Source: RefSeq, a predicted model, not a curated record